AUGAAAUUAGCAAGUCCAAGUUUUCAUAUGAGUUAAGAAAACAAUGCUUAAUUACUCGAGAUUGGUCAAUGUCUUAAAUACACAUCUUACAUGAUUGAUUCUAAUGUAUUAGAAUGAAUUGGAAUAUUAAUAGAUGAUUCUAACAUCAGCAUUGCAUUAAACCUUAAGCAGUUCAACUAUUACUUUAGAUUAAGUAUUACCUGCAAGAUUGGAAAAGUAUAUUACAUCAUAUACUCUAGCUACAUGAUGGCAACCAUUGAAUAAGAUUAAAAUCUCCCAGAUUACAUUUCAAAUUUGUCACUUAAGGAGAUCAUCAAUCAAAUUCGAUAUGAUUAAAUACUCCAAUUUGCAAAGCCUUUGGGUAUUGAUAUGCAAAUAGUUUAAGCUUAGUGAUCGAACAAAAGGAGUAGAAAUAAUUCCAAAUUAUCAACACAUAAUCUAAUAAGUAAAUUGGAUUUCAAUAAGUAAUAAAAUCAUUAUAAAUAUAGAAAAAAACAGAUGGAUUGAUAUCUAAUUAGAUUUUUAAUAAUAAAAUCAAUAACACUAGAUCAAUUAGUCCAUAACCAAUGAGUACAAUCAUUAAUAAGACUUAAUCCAAAACAUAAUCCUAAAUCCCUUUUAUAUAAGCAGAAUCAUAAUUUAUGAAUGAUUAAUUCAUGAAUCUAAAUCCUAAUUUAUCUAAUAUGAGUAGUAAUAGUAUAUUGAAUGAUACACCUUAAAGUAAUUAAUAACAUUAAUUGAAUAAAUGGACAGAUAAAUCUAAAGAAAAGAUUUUAUUCUAAGAUAAUUAUAUGAUAGAAGAAGAAACAACAAAACAUGUUAAACCAAAUACAAUUAUAAUUAAGAAAAGUGAGGAUCCUUAAUUUUUUUAAUAAUUAAAAAAUGCUCGAGUUGCAUCUCCGACUAUAAGAUAAGUUAAGGGAUCAGGUUUAUCUCCAGAACCAUAUAAUUAAAGUAAAUCCAAAUCUCCAGAAGUAUUAUAAGUUAAUAUAGCUAAUCAUUAUAAAAAAUUGGAAUCAGGUUAAAAUAUGAAGUAAUAAUAAUCCUAAUAAUAAUAAUAAUAAUAAUAAUAAUAAUAAUAAUAAUAAUAAUAAUAAGCUUUAAAAAAAUUACCAGAAUAAUUUAAAAAAUUAUUAACUGAUAGUAGUAAAAGAUAAAGUAUUACUAAACCUUUUGAUUAAAAUAAUACUAAAUUUGCUCUUAUUUCAUCUGGUUCAACUGCAUAAUAAAAAAAUACAAAAUAAAUAAAAUAAUUUGCAUUUUAAGAUUCUCUUAAUGAUAAUUAAAUGAAGGUUGUCUAAAGUGAAAAGUAAUUCACUCCUAGAGUAAAUGAAUAAGAAUAUGUUAAUUAAGACAUUUAAAUGAUGCUUAGUGAAUAAUAAUCACUCCCUAAAAGUAAAAGUCAAAAUAAAAAAUAAGAUGAAAAAUAAAAUGAUAAUAUUCAUCAAUAACAUUAAAAUUUUAAGGAUUAAUUCUCCUUUAAACCUUAAUUUGAAUAGAAAUAAUAUAUAUAAGAAAUACCUUAAUAAAUAAUCUAAUAAUAAAUUGUGGAAUCAAGAUCUAUUAGAGGAAUAUCACCACAAAAUAGAUCUAUUCAACAAUAAUUUAAAUAAUAAUCCACAAUUAUACAAUAACCACCUGUACCACCUAAUUAAUAGAAAGAACCUAUAUAAAUAAAAUUGGAUAUCAAAUAAUUUAUGAACUCAAAUAAACCUAAAGAUUAAUAAAGAUCCAUUAGUCCAAUCUAUAAUUAGAGAUAAUAAAUAGGUAUUAUUAUUAUAAUUAUAAAUAUAGGAGUGACAAAUGAAAAUGGGAGAUCUUAUUUUGUCAAUUUGAAUUUUUAAAAAUGA
Messenger RNA from Paramecium pentaurelia, 1850 nucleotides. The record is from the annotation of a GenBank genome assembly. Lineage: Eukaryota; Ciliophora; Oligohymenophorea; Peniculida; Parameciidae.